This is a messenger RNA of Halichondria panicea, 486 nucleotides long. RefSeq lists its product as uncharacterized. The transcript is spliced from 5 exons. Bases 16 to 486 code for a protein of 156 amino acids. NCBI's taxonomy places the organism in Eukaryota, Metazoa, Porifera, Demospongiae, Suberitida, Halichondriidae. The record is from RefSeq and is a predicted model, not a curated record.
GACUUAGGUUGUAUAAUGACUGAUUCUAAUGAAGAGCAGGCUGCCACAGGCAAUGAACAAGAUGACUUUGAAUUCUCGAAGGCCUAUGAUCCAGUUAUAAGCCACUCAUGGAAACGGAUUCGAGAGGCUAACGAAGAUAAAUAUUCAUUUUGCUCAAACAAGUUAAAGAAGAAGAGGAAACACUACCCUAGUCAGAUCAAGAAAAUGCACCGAGUUGUUCAGGGAAAGGGAAUCGUGUCAACUCAAUUCAGGAGUGACCAAGAGGGCCAUAAUGAGCCUUUUGAUGAUAUGACACUAAGUCAAGCCGGAUACAAAGUACAGGAUAAUGUUUCAAAGUCAGAAACAGAGCCAUCUGGAAUUCCAGUGCCAUUGCUGUCUGCAUAUCUCAUCAGUGUACAUGAACAGCGUGCUUUCAACUCAUUGGACAACUCUCUCCGGUCGUUUGUUGUACAGGGAAUCAAUAGAAUCGAUUCCUCUUUGAAGUAA